AAGCCAGCAGGCUGCUUUUCGAUCCAGACCGCUUGCUACAUGAUCUCCUCGAAAACAUCGUUCCGCAUCUCUCUCGCCGCUCGAUGGCCGAGCCUUUGUAGACUACACACCAAGAGGAAGAAAGAUGCCAGCGCCAGGACAUUGACUCCUUUCUUCCUUUUGCUUCCCCCUCCCCUUCCUUAAUCUCCCACCCCUUGAUCUCUACCCCCUCCCCUGUGCCCUCUCCUGUCCUGUCCUGUACCCACUUCCUCCCAACCUCCCCCUCCCCUAUCUAAACCCCUGCUCUCCCUCUCACCUCUCACCCCAUUGACAAUGUUACCAUGCAUUAACUGGCUUCAGCCUUUCCUUGCCUUGCUUUCCUCCACCUUGCUGACUCGGGGCCACAACUGUCCGUCCAGCUGCCUGUGUCCGGACCACCACACCGUGGACUGCCAGGGCCAAGGUCUCACCCACCUCCCAAGCCCCAUCCCCCUGGACAUUCGGCGCCUCCUGCUCUCCGACAACUGGAUUCCCUGGAUCCCCUCGGACUUCCUGGUUCUGUACAGCGACCUGGUCUACCUGGACCUGAGGAAUAACUCCCUGUCGGUGCUGGAGCCCGGCACCCUCAGCACCUCGUCUCGCCUAGUCUUCCUGGACCUGGGCAGCAACAACCUGACAGAGAUCCAGUCAGGGACCUUUGUGGAGUCCCGGAGCCUGAUCAAGCUGCGUCUGGGUAAUAACCCCUACCUUAGCCUGGUGGAAGAGGAUGCUUUCCUGGGGCUGACCUCGCUGCGGGAGCUGGAGCUGGAGAGGAACGGCCUGCAGGGGCUGGACGUGGGGGUGCUGGAGCCCCUAACCUCACUCCGGGUGCUGCGCCUGGAGGGCAACCCCUGGGUGUGCAACUGUCACUUUGCCAAACUUUUUGUGUGGCUCACGGAGAACUGCCACAAGCUUCCAAUGGGUAUGGAGGGGUUGCAGUGUUCCCUCCCCAUGGAUGGGAGUCUUAUGUCCCUGAGCCUGCUCUCUGAGGCCAGUUUCCGGGAGUGCCGGGGCUACCUCUCCCUUACGGACAUCCUCAUUGUCAUCUUCUCGGGCAUCUCAGUCUCUGUGGUGGCCAUUAUAGCCAGCUUCUUCCUGGCCUCCAUGGUCCACUGCUUCCAGCGACUGGGCAAAGCCGGUCAGGCAGACGAGGAGGAGGGCAACGACUGAGGGGGAGAAAAAGCGUGAUCUGGGACCAGAUUCAGUAUCACUGCGGACAUUGCAGACCCCGACUAGGUGCCUCGUAAGAGGGCCAGGAAGAAGGGCAGGACAAUGGGAGAGCAAGACAUGGACAACGAGGAGGGAGUAUAUGGCCUAGGAAUUGUGCCAGAAAGCUCUUACCAUGUGAAUUCCUGUGUACUUCAUUGGUGGCAGUCAGCAGCACACCGGGAGGGGUUAAACCAUGUUAGGAAAGAUUGUGUUAAAUCAGCUUGAAUGAUCCACGUUUUCUUAUCACUGAAGUACGAAAUGUACAACACUCUUAGAAAAAAUGGUUCCAAAAGGAUUCUUCGGCUGUCCCCAAGGGUUCUAUCUGGAACCAAAAGGGUUC
Coregonus clupeaformis (lake whitefish) is the source of this 1567-nucleotide messenger RNA. Its product is annotated as leucine-rich repeat-containing protein 38. Gene Ontology annotation, cellular component: extracellular matrix. The record is from RefSeq and is a predicted model, not a curated record. The transcript has 2 exons. Bases 313 to 1188 code for a protein of 291 amino acids. Lineage: Eukaryota; Metazoa; Chordata; Actinopteri; Salmoniformes; Salmonidae. Gene Ontology annotation, molecular function: protein binding.